UCGAGCCGGGCAUUGUGGGAGAUGUAGUCCAUACGGUGACAACGAGCCGGGCAUUGUGGGAGAUGUAGUCCACAUGGUGUCCACCUGAUCUUUGUACGGCGGUGCACGGGGCUGUUGCUUGUACCAAAGAAGCGCAACGUUUGAACAGAAUAACACAAGACCGUGCCACCACAUAGAUGUCAAUCUACCAAGCGAUGCGGCGUUCCAGGCCGUCAUCAAACAGUCGGGGGAUAAAUUGGUGAUAAAAGUUGAAUCGGACUCUCGGGUCGCGGUGCAUCAUGCAGCAGUCCGACGGUAAGAGCUCCGGAGGCGGCGGGCUGGACGGCUGUCUCCUGCAUCACCGGACCGAGGCGGCCGGCGGGACGUGCAUCGGAGACAGGAUGGUGAAGGUGGAGUCGGGCGUUCUGCUGUCCUCGUCCCAGACCGCCGAGCUGGCCUUCCUGCGCUCGCGCGUCCGAGACCUGGAGCGGGAGAAGGCGGAGAUGGGGGCGGAGAACCAGCGGCUCCGGACCAUGCUGGUCAACGAGAUCCCCGGGCUGCUGUCCACCAUGUGGCAGACCCUCGGUCAGAACAACACCAGCAGCCACCACCACCACUCCCCUCUCUCUGUCUCCAUGACGACGGGGAGGGGAGGAGCCCGAGACUACGGCUCCUCCUACUCCCAGCACCACCCGCUGCAGCCGGCCAGCCACACCUCGGAGGACGUGGAGUUCAGCCCUAGCGACCACCUCGACGACCACUCCACGCUCGGCCCCGAGGACCUGAGUGGGGACAUGGUGGACUACGGCGAGGAGGAGGAGGAGGUGCCCGGGGGGGAUCUGGGUAUGGGCGGAGACAUGAUGGGGGAGGAGCCAAUCUGCAGCCAGACGGACAUGGUGGAGGCGGAGCUGAGGAGGCGGGGCGCGGAGAGCCAGUGCGCUAACAGACAUGCUAGCAGCCAUGCUAGCAGCCAUGCUAACAGCCAUGCUAGCAGCCACGCCAACAGCCAUGUAAGAGGAACAGCGUCUAUCCAUGGACAGAUCAGAUUAGUAUAUAAGAAUAUCAAUUCAGAUUACUGA
Molecule: messenger RNA, 1058 nt
Organism: Gadus chalcogrammus (walleye pollock)
Lineage: Eukaryota; Metazoa; Chordata; Actinopteri; Gadiformes; Gadidae
Exons: 4
Coding region: 279-1058 (259 amino acids)
Source: RefSeq, a predicted model, not a curated record